AUGGCGCGGGCGGCGCUGGCGCUGGCGCGGGCGGCGGAGCGAGCGGCGGGGCCGGGCCCGGGCCCGGGGCCGGUCUGCGCCCGCCUGGUGCUGCUGCCGCCCGCCGGGGAGCCGGGCCGGGCCGCCCCGGAGCGGGGCCGCCCCGCGGAGUGGAGGGAGGCGGUGGCGGCCGCGGCCGGCGCGCUGCGGGCGGGCGGGCUGGUGGCCGUGCCCACGGACACGGUGUACGGCGUGGCCUGCCUGGCCCAGGACUCGGCCGCCGUGCGCAGCAUCUACAGCCUGAAGGGGCGGAACGGCAGCAAGCCGCUCGCCAUCUGCCUCGGCGACGUGGAGCGGCUCUACCGGUACUGCCGCGUGAAUGUUCCUGACGAGCUGCUGCGGGACUUGCUCCCGGGACCCGUGACGCUGGUCUUAGAGCGUUCGGAGGAGCUGAAUAAAGACUUGAAUCCAUUCACAUCGCUGGUUGGUGUUCGCAUUCCAGACCACCCCUUCAUGAGAGACCUGGCACGAGCCUGCCCGGGACCGCUGGCUCUGACGAGCGCCAACAUCAGCUCGCAGGGCAGCACCCUGACCGUGUUGGAAUUCCAGGACUUGUGGCCUCAGCUGUCCUUGGUCGUUGAUGGAGGACCCAUAGGAGACAUCCAGAGCCCAGAGUGUCGCUUGGGGUCAACUGUGGUUGACUUAUCUGUGUCAGGAAAAUUCUCCAUCAUCCGGCCUGGCUGUGCACUAACGCCCACAGUUGAAAUCCUGAAGAAGAAGUAUGGCUUGGUACCAGAAUCUUCCUAACCCUUGGGACUGGAAGCUGGUGGAGCUGGGCACUGUGUGCCUGUGCACUCAGGAGUGGGUGAUCAAGGCCUUGUUGAAUAAGGUCAAUGGGUUAUGUCAAGGUAAAUAAAAAAAUAUUUAAAAAGAAAGGCUAGAAACCCCUUUUUGAGCUCUUUGUGCUGCUGUACUGUUCCCAAAUGUUGUGUUAUCCUGGUCAGGCUUUGAAUACAGUGAUAAUGAAAGCUGAACUGUCAGGAUGGUGUGGGGAAGGGCCUGUGUGCCCCCCCACUUCUGAGUGCUCAUCCUGUGCCAUCUGCACUGCAAGGAAAGCACACAUGGAGUAGAGGGAUUUGGAGCUUUGAGGUUUACAGCUGUGCUGUUCUUUUCUCUGUUCUAAAUGUAAUCAAAACCUACUGAGAUGAAACUGUCAGUGCUUCUGAAAAUUCAGUGUUCAGUACCCCAGGCUAGAACUGCUCAGAACAGCCUGCUUCCUCCUAAUGCAGAGAAUGAAAUAAGCUCUUGGUGUGAUGAUCUUCCUUCAUUUAAAUGUAGAAUUCUCUCUUGGUUUAUCUCUGAAAUGAUGCUAAGCUGAAGUAAAUGGGGCAUGGAUGAAAGUC
Lonchura striata (white-rumped munia) is the source of this 1382-nucleotide messenger RNA. NCBI's taxonomy places the organism in Eukaryota, Metazoa, Chordata, Aves, Passeriformes, Estrildidae. The record is from RefSeq and is a predicted model, not a curated record.